Messenger RNA from Funneliformis caledonium, 165 nucleotides. The record is from the annotation of a GenBank genome assembly. NCBI's taxonomy places the organism in Eukaryota, Fungi, Glomeromycota, Glomeromycetes, Glomerales, Glomeraceae.
AUGUCUUCAGUAAUAUCUAAAAUUCCAGAUAAAUUGGAACUUUCAGAAGAAAAGCUUGAAGAUGAAUUGGUUUCAGAUUCAUUGAAAUUGAAGACUCAUCUUUUGGUGACAUGUGAUGCAAUUCCUUUGGGUGUUCACAGAGUGAACAAUUAUCCCGCCCUCUAG